Messenger RNA from Andrographis paniculata, 809 nucleotides. Its product is annotated as phospholipase A2-alpha. Gene Ontology annotation, biological process: phospholipid metabolic process; arachidonate secretion; lipid catabolic process. Bases 74 to 568 code for a protein of 164 amino acids. Lineage: Eukaryota; Viridiplantae; Streptophyta; Magnoliopsida; Lamiales; Acanthaceae. The record is from RefSeq and is a predicted model, not a curated record. The transcript has 4 exons. Gene Ontology annotation, molecular function: A2-type glycerophospholipase activity; calcium ion binding.
AUAAAUCAGAGCCUCUAAACCAAAGCUGAGAUUCCAUUUCUUCUCCUCAGCACCUCCUUCACUUACUUCUUCAAUGGCGGUUUCUGCUCAAGAUUGCUCGUCUUGUUCGCUACCUUCGCUGCUGUUGCUUUUCAUUUCUUCGACAUUGUUCGCCGUUGGAUUUUACGCCGCUCCGACUCACGCCUUGGACAUCGGAAUUCACGCGAACGCCGGCCUGAAUUUGCUUAAACAGUGCAGCAGAACAUGCGAAUCGUCGUUCUGUGAAGCACCUCCAUUUUUGAGAUACGGAAAAUACUGUGGAUUGUUGUACAGCGGAUGUCCUGGAGAGCAGCCGUGCGAUCGAUUGGACGCUUGCUGUAUGCAUCACGAUCAGUGUAUAGCCAAGAUGGGAAAUGAUUACUUGAGCCAAGAAUGCAACAAAGCAUUCCUUCAUUGCGUGGAGGUGUUCAAGAAAUCUGGGGAGAUCUCCUUCAAGGGCAAUACCUGCGAUGUCGAUCAAGUCGUCUCCGCCAUUAACCACGCCAUGCGAGCUGCCAUUCUUGCCGGUAGGGUUCUUGGUAAGCCCUAAAUUAUACUAUAUGCUCUUUCUAGUUUUAUUUUACUGUCUUCAAUAUUUAGACAUGCAUCUUUUUUCUUUUUCUUUUUUUUUCCUUUUUUUUUUUCUUUUAAAUGUAAUCAAUUGUUAAGAUAUAUGAAUAUGUAUGUAUUUGUUGCUUGUCGGAAUUUGUGAUUCUUUAUUGUCAUUUCAGUGUGUUCUGGUAUAGUUUGUCGCACAUGAUUCACCUAAUAUGAUAAUUCGACUUGUUAAC